GUUUUUUUCCCUUCUUGAGCAGAAGGUGGCAGGAAGGGGAGGCUCUAAUCUAUUGCAGAUGGCUGCUAACAACUAGGCCAAAGGCCACGUGCAGCUGCAAUCUGCCCGUUUAUUGUGAGAUGUAUUUAUUUCUUAGCAUUUGUUGUGGUUUUUCUCCAGCAGCUCAAGGAGCGGUACGUAGCUCUCCCUCCUCCGGUUUUCUGAUGACAAAAACUCUGUGGGGUAGUUCAGGCUAAGGGAGAGUUGCUGGCUCAAAAUCACCCCAUGAAUUUUCAUGGCUGAAGAUGGGUUGGGGUGACUUAGGUGUGCUUGGAAAUCCUUCCAAAGAAACUCCUAAUUUAGACCAGAUGGCUGCAGAAGGGAUGCUGUUUCCAAGCUUCUACGCUGCCAACCCUCUUUGUUCACCAUCCAGGGCAGCGCUCCUGACAGGCCGUCUCCCUGUAAGGAAUGGCUUCUACACCACCAAUGCCCAUGCCAGAAACGCCUAUACGCCCCAGGACGUAACUGGGGGCAUCCCAGAUUCUGAACUCCUCCUUCCAGAAUUGCUGAAGAAAGCAGGCUAUGCCAAUAAGAUUGUUGGAAAAUGGCACCUGGGCCACCAACCUCAGUUUCAUCCCUUGAGGCAUGGAUUUGACACAUGGUUUGGAUCUCCCAAUUGCCAUUUUGGACCGUACGAUAACAAAGCCACCCCCAACAUCCCGGUAUAUCGGGAUAAGGAAAUGAUUGGCAGGUAUUACGAAGAUAUAAAAAUUGAUCAUAAGUCGGGGGAAGCAAACCUGACUCAAAUGUAUUUACAGGAAGCCCUCGAUUUCAUUAGCAGUCAGCAAGCCAGCCAUCAGCCGUUCUUUCUCUAUUGGGCGAUCGAUGCCACUCACGCUCCCGUGUAUGCCUCCAGGGACUUCCUGGGCACAAGCCAAAGAGGGCUGUAUGGUGAUGCUGUGCGAGAAAUUGACUAUAGCAUUGGGAAAAUUCUUAGGCACCUUCAAAAGCUGAGUAUAAGCAACAACACCUUUGUAUUUUUUACAUCUGACAAUGGGGCUGCCCUCAUUUCAGCCCCAGAACAAGGGGGCAGCAAUGGUCCUUUCCUAUGUGGCAAGGAAACUACUUUUGAAGGUGGCAUGAGAGAACCAGCGAUUGCCUGGUGGCCAGGACAUGUACCUGCAGGACAGGUGAGUUACCAGCUGGCCAGCGUGAUGGAUCUCUUCAGCACCUGCCUCUCCCUGGCAGGACUGCAGCCUCCCAGCGACAGGCAGAUCGACGGCAUCGACCUGCUGCCUGUCCUCCUGCAAGGCAAGUUAAUUGAUAGACCAAUAUUUUAUUACCGUGGCAACGAGAUGAUGGCAGUGCGGGUUGGGCAUUACAAGGCCCAUUACUGGACCUGGAGCAAUUCCUGGGAGGAGUUCAGCCAGGGCAUCGAUUUCUGCCCUGGGCAGAACGUUUCUGGCGUCACCACCCACGACCAAGAGGAGCACUCCAAGCUCCCGCUGCUCUUCCACUUGGGAAGGGACCCUGGAGAAAAGUAUCCAAUCAGCUUCUCCAGCGCUGAGUACCGGUCUGUUUUGAAAAGAGUCUCUCCCAUUGUCCAAGAGCACAAGGCAAUGCUGAUCCCCGGGCAGCCUCAACUGAACGUCUGCGACAAGGCAGUCAUGAACUGGGCUCCUCCAGGCUGUGAGAAGCUGGGGAAGUGUUUGAAAUCUCCCCCUCGCAACCCGAAGAAGUGCUUUUGGCCUCACUGAGUGCUUGGCCUUGGCAAACCCCACUUGCUGCUGUCCAGCAGCUGUGGCCACCCAGCCCUGGGGACGGUGAAGUGGGCUGCUGCCACUGCUGCUGCACGUUCAGAAGAAAGCAUCAUUGCAAGAAUUAUUUCAGAAGGAUCGCUUUGGUCCACGGGUCCCCCAUCCUUGAUCUCAGGGUGACUUUAAUCUCUCUGCACUGAGCCCUCAGGAAACAAAAGAACGCUUCUUACCUUUGCAAGCUGCAAAUUCUCCUGUCAGAGAAACCGCCUCCCCUGAACUGGUUGCGAAUGGGGGGUCUGUGCGCUCCGGAUCUGCGGGGGCAUCUUGGUGCCCCCAGAAGUCGUGUGGGUUCCAGAGCUGCUGCAGAUUUACCAUGCUGGACUCCAUUGUUCAGGGGAAUGUUUGGGGCGGCUGGGGACCAAGAUGCGAUCCCACUGGGUGUGGGGCCGCUUCUGUGAGAGGAGCAUUAGCAAGGUUUGCGGGGUUUGAGAGCGUAGCCAGGGGUGCAGAGGAAUUGGGCUGGAAAAGGUUCGUGGAACCACCGACUCAGCAAGCGACUCGCCUGUCAGUAGCGCCUUACAGGAACACCUAAGUGGAACCUCCGUGUUCAGUGGCAGUGUGGCUGUGCAGAACAGAUGCUUAAGAAUAAGUUAAAAGGCAAGGCUGCUCCUUCCUCCUUGUCCAGGUACCAGCAUCCUUGAAACACCUGGCUCGCCACUGCAAGGGCCAGAAUUCUCUAUGCAAAACUAUGACUAACAUCCUUUUCAAGACGCGGGUCCCCAGUAGUCCCACCACAGGCUUCUCAGGACGUGCCAAAUCCUUAGUGAAGAAGCUACUGCUAUCGUGGGUUUUUUAAAAAAAGAAACAUGAUUCUGACAGAAUUAAUUUUAUAUCUGUUGAUGCCAAUUUUUAAGAAAUACUGCUGUGCAAUUGUAAGAAAUGAAGGCUGAUGCAAUAUUCGA
Molecule: messenger RNA, 2698 nt
Organism: Python bivittatus (Burmese python)
Lineage: Eukaryota; Metazoa; Chordata; Lepidosauria; Squamata; Pythonidae
Source: RefSeq, a predicted model, not a curated record